GCUACGACCCCCACAGUUCAGCUUCUGGGGGGAUAGAAUGUCCACAACGCUUCUAAAAGCGCAAAUUGAGCUGCUGACUUGGUGAGGUAGACGGUGCGCCUUCACUGUAGAGCCUUUAAUCCUGGAAAAACGGGAAGGCGAAGAACUCCCACAGUGUGUGUGUUCACCAGUUACCUCGCCUGUGGAUUAAAGAAACAAAUCAAGAGGCCCUUACAAAAACAACAAAUCCUGUGCCAAAGUGAGACACCUGACCCAAAAUGGAGCAUUCUCAGUCGGAGAUGAACAUUUUAUCCAAUGGUAAAAGUGAAAUGAAAACACAGCUGGACGAGGAUCAAAAUGGCCUGUCACCUGUCAGAUAUGAAGACCCUGAUGGAGCACUGGAAAGUGCAGAGUUUUUACCCAGUGGUGAUGGAAAGAAGCCCAUACGAUUCACAGAUUUUGAAGGAAAGACUUCAUUUGGCAUGUCUGUCUUUAACUUGGGAAAUGCCAUCAUGGGCAGUGGGAUCCUGGGACUGGCCUAUGCCAUGGCUAACACAGGCAUCCUCCUCUUUCUGUUUCUUCUGACCGCUGUAGCUGCCCUGUCAUCUUACUCCAUUCACCUGCUGCUCAAAGCCUCAGGGGUUGUCGGAAUCAGAGCUUAUGAACAGCUGGGGUACAGAGCGUUCGGCACUCCAGGAAAAAUGGCUGCUGGGAUUGCAAUCACCCUGCAGAACAUUGGAGCCAUGUCCAGCUACUUGUACAUUGUGAAAUCCGAGCUUCCUCUCGUGAUCCAGGCUUUCCUGAAGGCCGACCCCAACUCGGAUCUGUGGUAUUUGAAUGGAAACUACUUGGUCAUUAUGGUGUCGGCCAGUGUCAUCCUGCCCCUCGCUCUCAUGAAGCAGCUCG
Boleophthalmus pectinirostris (great blue-spotted mudskipper) is the source of this 885-nucleotide messenger RNA. RefSeq names its product sodium-coupled neutral amino acid transporter 3-like. Gene Ontology annotation, biological process: L-glutamine transport; histidine transport; amino acid transmembrane transport. Lineage: Eukaryota; Metazoa; Chordata; Actinopteri; Gobiiformes; Gobiidae. The transcript is spliced from 9 exons. Gene Ontology annotation, molecular function: L-asparagine transmembrane transporter activity; L-histidine transmembrane transporter activity; L-glutamine transmembrane transporter activity. The annotation marks the transcript as partial. The record is from RefSeq and is a predicted model, not a curated record.